Molecule: messenger RNA, 968 nt
Organism: Cantharellus anzutake
Lineage: Eukaryota; Fungi; Basidiomycota; Agaricomycetes; Cantharellales; Hydnaceae
Exons: 5
Coding region: 307-816 (169 amino acids)
Source: RefSeq, a predicted model, not a curated record
CUCGAUGGCAUCUAAACCUUCGAUCUGGAACCCUGGUGUUUACUUAGGCACCCCACCGAAAAAAACUUCUUCCCGAGUGGGCCCCCUAUCUUAGCAUUUGAUAUGACAGAAAGGGGAGGACAUACGCAGCCAGGAACAUGACCUAUAAAUAUCCUAGGUGCCCUGAGCGCCUAGCGUCGACAUUGGGUAAAACUACCAGUGCUCGCUUCCCCUUCCCGCCUUGCGAUAUAAAAAGCGGUUGAAACCCUCUUCGUGCAACCCCCCUCAUUAGCCAGUGCGUACAAGCACACCAACUAUCAACUCGCUAUGGUUGCCUUCCCUCGCGUCACUACCAUUCUAUUUCCUCUGGCAGCCGUUUUGAUUCCCUCUGUCUCCGCACAGAAUAUGCCCACCUGUGGCCGAACCUGUAUGCAACAGGCUCUUUCGGGCUCAGGUUGCAAGUCUUUGGACGACGCCUCUUGCAUUUGCACCAACGCGUCGUUUCUAGAAACCAGCAGUAGUUGCGCUGUCGGGUCCUGCACCCCGAAUGACUUUGACCAGUAUACCUAUUAUCUGCUAAACUUUUGUGACAGAUAUGACACGACCACGCUUAGUGCUACGGAUCCUGGUGGGGUCACCUCACUCGAGUCACCUCCUGGGUCCAGCACCAGUCCUGGUGGCAUCACUUCCACCAAAUUCGGCGGCCCGACCUCUUCCCCUGUGCACAAGUCUGGAGCCGCUGUGCCCGGCGCCAAGGUCUUCUCUGGAAGCAAUGGCAUCCUUGCUGUCAUUCUCGGUGGUAUCGUGUUUGGCGCCCACGUUGCUGGACUGCGGUGAUGAUACGUGUGGGUUUACGGACCGCAAAUAUCCUCGGAGGGAAAGGAGGGAGCGUAGUCUUCAGCAAGGCCACUUUCCUUUUAUACCUAUUGCCGCAUCGAUCCUUUCUCCUCUCGGAACUAUCCACAACAUUCCGUUUCGUGCGCGACAGG